Fundulus heteroclitus (mummichog) is the source of this 2789-nucleotide messenger RNA. It is a transcript of the gene tpcn3, whose product is annotated as two pore segment channel 3. Gene Ontology annotation, biological process: transmembrane transport; monoatomic ion transport. Gene Ontology annotation, molecular function: monoatomic ion channel activity. Gene Ontology annotation, cellular component: membrane. Bases 254 to 2569 code for a protein of 771 amino acids. Lineage: Eukaryota; Metazoa; Chordata; Actinopteri; Cyprinodontiformes; Fundulidae. The transcript is spliced from 19 exons. The record is from RefSeq and is a predicted model, not a curated record.
AAGACAGAAAUGGGGAUGGAUGUGGUUCUGGUCCUGUUCAUGUGGGCUGGAGAGGAAAACCUCUGAUGUUUUGUCCGGGGACGUGGGCGCACUGUAGUCAGCGAAAACAACAGGGUCAUUUACACGUUUUAUUCUGUCAGCAGAGGCAAAAAGACAAAAACUUCGGCAUAUAAAGUCUAAAACGUUUUUUUUCUGGAAGUUUCCUGUAUACGAGGAGAAGUUUAGGAAAAGUCGCGAGGGACGUUUUCCGGAGAUGUCGGAAGCAGCGGAGAAAAACGAGCCCCUUCCUGACGCGUCUGCAGGCGAAGGAAUUCCGAACGGAGGAAACGCUGCAAAGACCCAGGAGGACUUCGACCUGGCUACCAUCUAUGUGUCAGACGCCCAGAACAACAGAAACAUUUACGUCGACACGUCCCCUCAGGCUGUCAAACUCUAUCUCCUCUACAACCACUGGAUCCUGAAGGUCCUCCUGUACUUCUUCAUCAUGCUCAAUCUGUCCCUGGCCAUCUUCGAGGAGCCGGCUGUGUUCUCUCUGCCCACGUGGGCCACCAUGCUGGUGGAGCUGCUCUGCCUCCUCGUCUUCACCGUCCGACUUGUCCACUACGCCAAGGUGAUCCCCCGGGACAAGUUCUGGAAGGACCCCAAAAACAUCUGCAUCAUCGCUGUCCUCCUGCUCACUUUAAUCGACAUGAUCAUCUACGGAGCGCUGAAGGCCGCCGACUGUUACAGUGUUCGCUGGUCUCGAGUACUGCGCCCGCUCCUGUUGAUCAACAUCACAGAAGGACGGCAGCUCCGCAGAGCGUUCAGGAGCAUCCGGAAUGCUCUUCCUGAGAUCUCUUACGUCUUUGUGCUCUUCGUAUUCGGCAUCCUCAUGUUCUCCCUCAUGGCCCUCAAGCUCCUGGGGAAACGAGGCCUAAAGACCAUAGAAGGAAAGCCCUACUUUACCAACUACCUGGAAAUCGCCUUUCAGCUGUACGUCCUCGUCACCACAGCCAACAGCCCUGACGUCAUGAUGCCGGCAUACAACGCCAGCUCUAUUUUCGCCAUAUUCUUCAUCCUGUACAUCCUCAUCAACACGUACAUCUUCAUGUCUGUCUUCUUGGCUGUUGUGUUCAACAACUACAAAAAAUACCUUAAGGAGGAGAUACGGCAGCUGGUGAGGGCCAAGCGGCACAAAAUGGCCCGAGCCUUCGGCGUGCUGCAGGAGCAGAGAGAAGGCGGCGGCCAGCCUGUGGUGAGCCAUGAAAACUGGAACCAGCUGGUCCGCCGGGUGCGACCCGACAUCAAUAACGCACACAGAGAGCUUCUGUGGAGAGUCUGUGACGACAACAACCAAGGCUUCAUAGGCAAAGUUGCUUUUGUCCAGCUCGCUGACCUCCUGAAUAUUGAGGUGAUCACGCUCAAGUCAAGACCGCACCCACUUCAAAGUUUAUUCCCCACCUUCUACCAGUCGCGGCCCAGCCGCCUGCUCUGCAGAGUGGUCCAGCACCGGGGCUUUGCCAUCACCUUUGACCUGAUCAUCAUGGUGAAUGCCGUGUUUAUCGGCCUUGACGAAGAGAAUCCGCUGAUCGCCAACUCGGAGUGGGUUUUCCUGGCCCUGUACGUUCUGGAGAUCCUGUUGAAGCUCUACGUGUUUGAGCCCAGGGCCUUCUUCUCCAAGCACAGCUUCUGGAACUGGUUUGACACCAUCAUUGUCAUCGCGGCUCUUAUCGCCACAAUCAUCAACUCCGCCCUCAAGUCAUCGGGCGGAUACACCAGCCGGCAGGUUCUGGACAUCGUCUUCAUCCUGCGAGUCCUCAGAUUGAUCCGGGUGGUGGACAGCAUCAAAAGGUUCCGUGCAAUCAUCAACACACUGAUCCGAAUUGGACCUGCGAUCCUCACUUUUGGACAGCUCAUCCUUGUGGUGUAUUACAUCUUUGCCAUGGUGGGGAUGGAGCUGUUCAAAAACAAAGUGAAGUUCUAUGAAGACCUCAGCAACCCGCAGAAGGCGUACUGUGGAAACAUUUUGCUUAAAGACAGCGCGUUCGCGCAACUCGACUACUGCAAAAACAACUUCAAUAAUGUGGUGUCCUCCUUCAUCCUGCUGUUGGAGCUCACCGUGGUCAACCAAUGGCACGUGCUCGGCAGCGGGUUUGCCACCGUCACCCAUAAAUCGGCCAUGAUCUUCUUCAUCCUCUUCCACAUCAUGGUUGUGAUCGUCAUCAUCAAUAUCUUUGUGGCAUUUGUUCUGGAGGCGUUCUUUGUGGAGUACUCUGUGGGUAAAGGUGAUCUGCAAACAUCACUGGAGAAGAAGAUUGAGGAGCUUGAGCUUGCCGUUGCACAGGAGAAACUGGAGGACAAUUUGGUCAAUGCCAUGGAAACCAUGGACAACGACUUAGGAACUGGGCAGUCACCCACAGCUAACCUGCCUUCUCUGCUAUUUAGAGUUGCUUCAAAAAGAUACCGGACAGUGGACGCGUUGUUGCAGCGGAUGUUCGAGGCGGACCUCGACCCGGAAGAUUUCGCUGAGAAUGACGUUCCUGAAGACCAGAAUGGGAACUUUGCAAACCCAACUUUUGGCGCAGCAUAGACAACACAGUACAGAUUUAUCUAUACAUAUAUGAAAGGGAAGCAGUAUCAUUAGAAAUCGUUUUACAUGUUCAAAUGCAAUGCCCAUCCAGUGCAAUGUGUCAACUGUUUAAUCGUGUCAUAAUCUGAGUUCUUUUUUUUUAUUUUUAUACUUGCGUCAUAGAGCAAAAUGUGGACGCAAAACAAAUUUGUAUUUUCACAUAAAAGAAUAUUUACAUUGA